This is a messenger RNA of Papaver somniferum (opium poppy), 1304 nucleotides long. Its product is annotated as phosphoglucan phosphatase LSF2, chloroplastic-like. Gene Ontology annotation, molecular function: protein tyrosine/serine/threonine phosphatase activity; starch binding; carbohydrate phosphatase activity. The record is from RefSeq and is a predicted model, not a curated record. Gene Ontology annotation, cellular component: chloroplast. NCBI's taxonomy places the organism in Eukaryota, Viridiplantae, Streptophyta, Magnoliopsida, Ranunculales, Papaveraceae. The transcript is spliced from 5 exons. The coding region runs from base 419 to 913 and encodes 164 amino acids. Gene Ontology annotation, biological process: starch catabolic process; protein dephosphorylation.
UCAAUGCCAAAUCUGUGUGACUGACUGGUGGUGGUGGUGGUGGUGGACAAUGGAAGCUGUUGUUGUAACCGCCACUAACAUUUUGUUUUCUACAUCUUCUCCACUUCAAAACAAUAAGAAAUGUGAAACUAAUUUGAAGUUUUUAUCACCAUCUUCUUCUUGUAAUUGCAAGAAAAUCUCAUUUCAAGUAUCAAAAUCAAAAGGUGCCACUGAAGGGGGAAACACCAUGAGCAGUUCUAGUACCAGUGGUGGUGGUGGUCGUAAAAUGGAUGAGUAUAAUACAGCUAUGAAGAAAAUGAUGAGAAACCCUUAUGAGUAUCACCAUGAUCUUGGGAUGAACUAAAAACUUAUACUUGAUAAUUUGAUUGUGGGAUCUCAACCACAAAAGCCUGAGGACAUAAAUCAUUUAAGAGAGGAGAUGAAUGUUGCUUACAUUUUGAAUUUGCAACAAGACAAAGAUGUUGAGUUUUGGGGAAUUGAUUUGCAAUUGAUUAUUGAUAGAUGUAAAGAUGUUGGUAUUCGGCAUAUGAGAAGACCUGCGAAAGAUUUCGAUCCGGAUUCUUUAAGAAGUGGAUUACCGAAAGCUGUUUCGUCACUAGAAUGGGCUGUUGAAGAAGGUAAAGGAAGAGUCUAUGUGCAUUGCACGGCUGGAUUGGGAAGGGCACCUGCUGUUGCAAUUGCUUAUAUGUUCUGGUUUUGCGAUAUGAAUCUGAAUAGUGCCUAUGAGAAGCUUACUUCAGUGAGGCCUUGUGGACCAAACAAGAAAGCGAUACGUGCAGCUACAUAUGAUCUCGCCAAGAACGAUCCAUGGAAAGAACCAUUUGAAAACCUUCCAGAACAUGCUUUUGAGGAUAUAGCACCUUGGGAGAGGAAGUUAAUUCAAGAUCGAGUCCGUGCACUACGUGGCACCUGAAAAAAGAAGAAGAAAAGAAUAAGCAGGGAAACACAUACUCUGCUGGAUUCAACAAGAGAAAUGAUCUAAAGCAACUACGCCUCCAAGAUGCACGCAACUUCAGUUUCUACUGUGUUUUUUGGGCUCCCUAUGAAUGUAUUACAACUUUUGUGUACCAUACUCUAUACUAGACGAUAUUUUAGAAUGCAGGCUUGCAUAAUAAGGGAGCUAUAGAUGUUUGCAUAGCAUUUUGGGUGAAACAAUUGGCAAAUUUGCUUCAUCUUCUUCAUGUGUUUCUGGGUUUGUUCUUGUCUUCAUAUUCUGGCAUACUUCCGGCGUAUUGAGCCCAAUGGGCUGGUAUGAAAAUAUGAAAACAGCCCAAUCUAUCGUGAUUUUGAAUCAAAUUAGAGUU